AUGGCGCCAACUGAGUAUCCCUACGAUCUAGGCGCCCAUCACACAACUGUUACAACCUCGAGCAAAUCGGCUCAACAAUGGUUCGACCGCGGCUUGAUCUGGACAUACGCGUUCAACCACGAAGAAGCCAUUGGAUGCUUCCAAUGCGCCAUCGAGGAAGAUGCCGACUGCGCUAUGGCAUAUUGGGGUCUCGCAUAUGCUUCUGGCCCCAACUACAACAAACCUUGGGAGUUCUUCGACGACGAUGACUUCAUCGCAAGCGUCAGGAAAGCGGACACUGCGGCUAUCGAGGCGCGAGAAAGAGGNAAAUCUGCCUCAUUGCUCGAGCAAGCUCUCAUCGAGGCGCUGCAAUCGCGCUACCCAUCCCAUCUGUCUCGAAGAUAUGACCAGAAUGACUUUCGACCAUGGAACCAGGCGUAUGCCGAUGCCAUGAGAGAGGUGUAUGACCAAUUUCCUAACGAUCUCGAUGUCGCGACAUUGUUUGCCGAUGCAUUGAUGAACGUCACCCCUUGGGCUUUGUGGGACCUGAAGACUGGCGAACCCGCUCCAGGUACUCAUACAAUAGAAGCAAAGGAUGUGUUGGAUCGUGCCUUGUGCGAGCCUGAAUCUGACCGACAUCCCGGACUCUUGCACAUGUACAUUCAUCUAAUGGAGAUGUCGAGUACUCCAGAUCUAGCCCUACCAAAGGCCAACCUCCUUCGCGGCCUAGUCCCAGACGCUGGUCAUCUGCAUCACAUGCCUACGCAUCUGGAUAUUCUAUGUGGUGAUUACGAAUCUGCCGCCAUCUGGAACCUGGAAGCCAUCAAGGCGGAUGAGAAGUUCUUGAGUCGAGCUGGUGCAGUCAACUUCUACACACUCUAUCGGUCGCAUAACUACCACUUUCGCAUCUACGCUGCAAUGUUCGCUGGACAAUCAAAGAUUGCUAUGGAGAGCGCUGCAGAUCUCGAAGCAUCAUUACCCGAGACCUUGCUUCAGGUCACAUCCCCCACGAUGGCCGAUUGGCUCGAAGGAUUCCUGUCUGUACGUGUACAUGUGUUGGUCCGCUUCGGGAUGUGGGAUGAAAUACUGGCUCUGAAUUUUCCAGCCGACAAGCAGCUGUUCUGUGUCACGACAGCUUUCAUACUUUAUGGACGAGGAAUCGCUUUUGCCGCCAUUGGUCAAGUGAAAGCCGCUAGGGAUGCGGUGCAAAAGUUUGAAGCAGCUCUCAAUGAGGUGCCUGUCUCGCGUAUGCUGUUCAACAACAGAUGCGUCGACAUACUUCAGGUGGCCAGAACAAUGUUGUAUGGAGAGGUUGAAUAUCGCGACCGCAACUUUGACAAGGCUUUUGAGCAUCUGAGAAAGGCAGUCGAACUGGACGACACUCUGCCAUAUGACGAGCCAUGGGGAUGGAUGCAGCCUACCAGACAUGCACUGGGUGCUUUGUUGCUCGAGCAAGGCAUGACAGGAGAAGCCGAAGAGGUAUUUAAGGCUGACCUUGGCUUUGACAAGACCCUNCCCCGUGCCUUACAGCAUCCGAACAAUGUUUGGUCUUUGCACGGGUACCAUGAAUGCCUCAUCAAGCUCGGCAAGGUCGAAGAAGCAAAGGAGAUCGAAGGUCAGCUAGCAACGGCAGUGGCAAAGGCAGAUGUACCGAUCGAGUCGUCUUGCUUCUGUCGCAACGGACGAUGA
This is a messenger RNA of Aureobasidium uvarum, 1668 nucleotides long. The record is from the annotation of a GenBank genome assembly. NCBI's taxonomy places the organism in Eukaryota, Fungi, Ascomycota, Dothideomycetes, Dothideales, Saccotheciaceae.